This is a messenger RNA of Hordeum vulgare subsp. vulgare (domesticated barley), 1935 nucleotides long. RefSeq names its product probable disease resistance protein At5g43740. Gene Ontology annotation, biological process: defense response to other organism; methylation. Bases 1 to 1935 code for a protein of 644 amino acids. The transcript has 2 exons. Gene Ontology annotation, molecular function: ADP binding; methyltransferase activity; nucleic acid binding. Lineage: Eukaryota; Viridiplantae; Streptophyta; Magnoliopsida; Poales; Poaceae. The record is from RefSeq and is a predicted model, not a curated record.
AUGUAUGGGAUGAUUCCAGAAGUAGCACGGGACGUCCUUGCGAAUACGUUCGGCUCCAUUUUUGGCAUUUACGGUCAUACUCUUGUUGUUAUAUUCUAUUAUCGCUACGUGGUGGAGGAUCUUGCUGUUGCAGUCGCGAAGCUAUGUCUGAUGCAAAUGGCCAUUCGUCAUCUGGAUCUACUCCCUUGUUCUGAACAAUGCAUUUAUUGGCUGAAGAGUGUGGACGAGUUGCAACACAAUGAGGGAGACAUUGGGGUUGCGUAUGCUCUGUGUGACUUGAAUUACUUAGGCAAGAAAGCACGGCAGCUGCUCAACAAGGCCAAUAGUCUCCUCAUUCAAGGAGACAGCUUACUGCACCCGGAAGAUAAUUUGCAGGGAACAAUGAACUUCUACAUGAAGAAGGUGAUUGGUUUCAUUAAGAAUACAGGUGACGACUCUGACGGAUUGCUGGGGAUUUGGGGCAUGGGUGGUGUGGGAAAAUCAUCCCUUCUCAAGCUCAUUAGUGAUUCUCGUUCAGAGGAUGAUCACCAUUCCUUAGAAGUUAUGUUUGUUCAUGCUGGCAUUGGAUGUACCGUUAGUCAGGUGCAAGAAGCUAUUGCCACUAGUAUGGGACUAUCUAUAACGCACAAUGAGACUUCCCAAGCAAAUAUCAUCCGUGACCACCUCACUGAUACAAGCUUCUUAUUGCUGUUGGAUGAACUGUGGGAGUAUCUUGAUUUGGGAGUUGUGGGCAUCCCCUUUCCACUGGGGAGGGUUGUGGUCUCCCUCCCGAGUGGUUCGGCACACAAAAAAUGGCGUAAAGUUGUGUUAACAACACGGAACAUGUACUUGUGUCACAAGAUGAAAUGUCGCCGUGAAAAUAUCAUUCGAAUGGAGUGCUUCAACGAAGAAAAGGCUUGGGAACUCUACCGUGAAGGUUGGCCUGCAAUCAUCAAUAGGGAUGAUGAGAUUGAUAUUUUGUUGCCACAAAAGGAAAAUCUAUCUCCCCGGAGCGAUGCAAAGAGACAGGUGUUGCAGCUGCAACGGCGCACCAUCUUCCCUGACCAGCCACAGUACCUAGAAGAUGACGAGUUGCCUGAAAUAAACUGCUCUGAGAAGGUGGGAUGUUUCAUUGAGGCCAACGACACCCAGUCCCUAUUGAUGGGGAUUUGGGGCAUGCGAGGGGUGGGCAAGACAACUCUGCUCAGGCUCGUGCGUGAUUCUUACACAGGUAAAAGUGGCUUCGACCACAUUAUGUUUGUUGGGGCUGGAACCGGAUCUGUGUUGAACAAUGUGCAACAUGCUAUCGCCAUCAAUCUAGGCUUUGAUUUGGCCAUGAUGUCAUCACUAGAUGAGUUGUCCCGAGCCACACAUAUCUUCAAGUAUCUUCAGUACAAGAGCUUCUUGUUAUUAUUGGAUGACAUAAGAGAGCCCCUUAAUUGGUGGGCUGUUGGUGUGCCAAUAUUAUCGCAUAGGCGGCAGAAGAUUAUCUUCGCGACAAGGAGUCAGGCUGCAUGUGCCCUUAUGGGAUGUCAUGCCACCAACAUCAUCCAGAUGCAUUGUUUGCAAAAAGAGGAUGCAUGGAGCAUCUUCAAAGACAAGGUUGGGAUUGGAAUCAUCGACGAUCAUCCUCAAGUUCAUCAUAUUGCAAAGAAGAUGGUUGCACAGUGCGGAGGCUUGCCCCUAGCCUUAUGCACGCUUGGUCGAGCCAUGUCGAAUAAGAGAGACCUGAGGGAAUGGAGAAGCGCUUGCAGUCAGCUCACGGCUAUUAGCUUGGAGCCAUGUGAAAUCGACGACAAGAUAAGCACAAUAAUCGCCGACCCUCCGUAUAGAUGGAGAGGCGACACCAUCCUCCCAAUUAAGCCUUUUCUAAGAAAAAUCCUCCCAAUUAAGCAGAUCAAAGCCAAGACUGCUGUUGGACAGGAAGAUGCAGAACUGCCAGCUGAACGGAUCUAA